AUGAAAGAAACUUAUGAAAAUCAAAUUUCUUUUCCAAAAAUUAAUUCUGCUGGAAUGGAGAUUAUAUUAGAAUAUAUUUAUACUGGAUCAGUUAAAAAAGAAUCUUUAACAAAGGAUAAUAUAAUUGAAGCUUUUUACGCUGCAGAUUAUUUUCAAUUAUCAGAUCUUCAGGAUUUUAUUACGAAAACAAUCAAGAGCACUAAUUUCGUAAAAGAUUAUUCUCCAGAAUUACUAACUAAAGUAUCAGAAAUAAUGCCAUUGACAGAAGAUAAUAUUAUUCUCAUUUUAUUAGUUGAAACAGUAGCAAAUCUGCCAUUAAACAGUAUUGAGUUUGGUAGAUUGUCCAUUACAGGCCUUAAAUAUCUUUUAUCUAUUACAUAUGAAAAAGAAACACCAUUCGCUACCCAAGAGUAUGAAGUUUUUCGAUAUAGUGCAAUUCUAGCAGCAAAACAAGUCUCUGAUAAUGUAUAUAGAAAUCUUAUGGAACGGUUACCAACUUUAGAUCAAAUUGAAAAUUUAAUUGAAGUAGAAAAUAAACUUCUUAUUGAUCAUCAAAAAGUUACUAAGGAACUAGAACCUUUGGUUAAAUAUAUUGAUUUCAAAAGGAUUAAGACUCACAUAUUAGCCAAUUUCAUUGAACCAUUAGGAAUUAUUCCAACUGAAAUAAUUUGUAGUGCUUAUCGAAAUACAGCAUUAUUAAGUAAUUAUAAUUUAAGUGAUUUUCGUGGAAAAGCUAUUAAUGAAUCCGGUUAUGUUUGGGACGAGACA
Molecule: messenger RNA, 768 nt
Organism: Rhizophagus irregularis DAOM 181602=DAOM 197198
Lineage: Eukaryota; Fungi; Glomeromycota; Glomeromycetes; Glomerales; Glomeraceae
Biological process (GO): modulation of chemical synaptic transmission; circadian behavior; adult locomotory behavior
Cellular component (GO): cytoplasm
Molecular function (GO): protein binding
Source: RefSeq, a predicted model, not a curated record